AAAAAGAUUUAAAAAAGGCCUCUGGAGGAUUUUGUUGUCGAUUGUCUAAGCUGCAUUUUGUUCUCAUUCAGAGAAUGUUGGGAAAGGCAGAACUGAAGAAGCCCCUAAAAGGAGGUAAUAAAAAGAGAGGCCAGAAAGGAGGCUAUGGAGGAGACAGCAAGAGGAAAAAAGCUGAUGAUGAAUUAAAAGCCGAAGGAGAUGCUGGGAAAAAGCGUCUCGACGCGCUGAGUGUUGGUUAUUACCGGCGUGUUGGGGAGCGAUUGAAUGAAGACUUUGAAGAUGCUGAGGAGAGAGAUAUGUUUGUCGAAAAUGUUCUAAGUGAAGUCAAAGGUAAAGCAAGCCUGGUGGCAAUGGAUCGCACCGGAAGCAUCACGCUGCAACGUCUGCUCCCGCUGUCAAAUCCUGAUCAGGUGGCAAAAGUCAUGGCUGAGCUGGGUGGAGAAUCGGGGUCCGACUUUAAAAGCAUUUCCUGUGACCGUUGCGGCGGCCAUGUCGUGGAGAGCGCCAUCAGACAGGUGUCCAGGUUGACAGGAGCAAAGGAAGAUGAAGAUGAGCGUGAGGACGCUCUGGAGGUCCAGCUGUUGUCAUUAAGUCAAGUCGUGAGGGACAACAGCGCAGAGUUCAUCAGACAUGUCCAUGGCUCGCACGUCGUCCGCACACUUUUGCAUGUGCUGGCAGGCUGUGUUGGGCCUCCCCGCACUGAUUCACGUCCAGGUGCAAAAGACCGCAAUGCUGCUCCUCAGCUGACUGACUUUGAGAUUCCGACAUCUUUUUGGUAUGAACUAAAAAGUCUCACAGAGACUUUGAUGGACAAGGUGAAAUUAAGCAUCACCGACUCGGUCGCCAGUGCAGUAUUCCAGACCAUGUUGACCGUGUGUCACCGGAAACGACCCAAACUUUGCAAACGGCUCAUUAAACGCAUCGUGGAAUUCUUGACAAGUUGCCCCGCUGCUCCAGGAACGAGUCCCCUUCUGGUUUUUCUGAAGGACCAGGCUUCGAGUCACCUCAUUGAGACCAUUCUUCAGCUCUCACCCAAAUCUCUUCUCCGAGAGCUUUACAAGCAUCACCUCAAGGGUCACCUGGUCGGCCUCGCUCUCCACCCCAUCGCCAACUUCCCCGUCCAGAGGCUGACGGCAGCCUCGGCCAAAUGCAAACUGUUCCCGAGGUUAUUCGACGAGUUAGUCCAAGGCCUGGAAGCCAUCAUGGCUGCAGGUCACAUGGGUGUGAUCGUGCAACUGGCGGAAAGCUGUGCGGAAGCUGAAGAGCGCCAAGCGGAGUUGAUGCAGUGUCUACUCAGUGCAUUUCACUGCGCGGAGCCCAGCUCCCGGCAGGUCCACUGCCUCACUCUCUUCAUGUCCCUCCUGACCUAUGAUGUGUACUACCGCUCUGACACAGCAGAGGGCGGCGUGCAGCUCGAGGUCCCUCUGUCGUCCAUCUGUUACCACGGCUCCCGGCUGGUGCAGGCGCUCACCAGGUUCCGGGAGCGCUCCGUCCUCCUCAGCAGUCUGCGCGCACUGACCUCAGAGGACCUCUUGACUCUGGCGUCUGACCCCACCGGCAGCCACGUCCUUCAGGCUCUCAUCAGCACAUCCAGCGACAAAGGAAGAGGCAAGAUCCUCAAGAGGCUGGAGGGUCAGUAUGUUCGAAUGGCAUGCUCCAAACUGGGCAGCCGAGUACUGGAGGCCAUAUGGAGCAGCGCAUCGGUCAGCCAGAGGCAAACCAUUGCACAGGAGCUUGUGCCAAGUGAAAGCCAGCUGAGGUCAGAUCAGUUUGCUCGCCACGUAUGGGCCAAAUUUGCUCUUUCCCACUUCAUCAACAGACGAGCCCAGUGGCAAGAGAUUCAAACUGGACAGUCGAAGAAACGCAAACUUUUCAGUGAUUUUCUUCAGUGACCCCCCCUCCCCCCCAAAAAAACAUUUAAAAUUGUUUUUUGUCAUUCCAUUGUUUGAUUAGAAAAAUAUUUCACGUUCAUAAAGUUCCUUACUUGUAUGUAAAUUCUUUGAACAGAGAGAAUGAAGACAUUGA
Hippocampus zosterae (dwarf seahorse) is the source of this 2025-nucleotide messenger RNA. Its product is annotated as nucleolar protein 9. Bases 75 to 1892 code for a protein of 605 amino acids. Gene Ontology annotation, molecular function: RNA binding. Gene Ontology annotation, biological process: endonucleolytic cleavage to generate mature 5'-end of SSU-rRNA from (SSU-rRNA, 5.8S rRNA, LSU-rRNA); endonucleolytic cleavage in ITS1 to separate SSU-rRNA from 5.8S rRNA and LSU-rRNA from tricistronic rRNA transcript (SSU-rRNA, 5.8S rRNA, LSU-rRNA); ribosomal small subunit export from nucleus. The record is from RefSeq and is a predicted model, not a curated record. Gene Ontology annotation, cellular component: 90S preribosome; nucleolus; preribosome, small subunit precursor. NCBI's taxonomy places the organism in Eukaryota, Metazoa, Chordata, Actinopteri, Syngnathiformes, Syngnathidae. The transcript has 11 exons.